UAAAAGCAAAAAUGGGGUCUCCUUCUACACCAAAGCUUUCUCUAUAUUCGCUUCCGAGUAAGGCCAAAGAGCCGUCAGGGAUGAUAACGCCGCCGAUCCAUGCCUCAGUUUCGAUUCCAUUCAAGUGGGAGGAAGCACCGGGCAAGCCUAGGCGGCCAUAUCGUAGUGAAAACGAAACAGAUACAAGCAGCCGAUCAAAGCCAAACGUUGCGAGAUGCUUGCAACUGCCACCGAGAUUGUUAGCUGAGUCUAAAGUUGCUAACAUUCCUUCUCCAGCAACAGUCUUGGAGGUGCCUGAUGCAUGUCGGUUUGUGUCUAACACUUUGUCGUUUGGAAAAGGUGGGUCUUUGAGGAGACUGGACAAAGUUAUGUUUGGAUCCAGUAGGUGGGGGAGCUUCAGAAAGGUUGGCCGACAAGUUUUUCAGGGAAGUUUUGACUUUUCAACUCCGGCGGUUGAUGGCGGAGAUGCGGAGGUGAAGAUCACAACGAUUAGGAAGAAACCCGGUUUUCUGAAUCUAUCUCAAGCUAGCUCACAUGUCUUGGCAAGCAUUUAUGAAAGCUUUAAGCAAGUGGUCCCAUGGAGACGUGUGCAUGAGAAAAUGAAGAAAAAGGGCUCCUCAAACGCAUUGCCGUCGGCUGAUCUGUGAGAUCCGUUGUUCAACUUUAAAGCACUUUUAUGUAAUAUCAAGGUAUAAUUUACAGCACUUCAUAUACUGUGUGAUGUAUAUA
This is a messenger RNA of Hibiscus syriacus, 729 nucleotides long. RefSeq lists its product as uncharacterized. The record is from RefSeq and is a predicted model, not a curated record. NCBI's taxonomy places the organism in Eukaryota, Viridiplantae, Streptophyta, Magnoliopsida, Malvales, Malvaceae. Bases 12 to 647 code for a protein of 211 amino acids. The transcript has 4 exons.